Messenger RNA from Carlito syrichta (Philippine tarsier), 1848 nucleotides. It is a transcript of the gene SNTG1, whose product is annotated as syntrophin gamma 1. Gene Ontology annotation, cellular component: dystrophin-associated glycoprotein complex; intracellular anatomical structure. Lineage: Eukaryota; Metazoa; Chordata; Mammalia; Primates; Tarsiidae. The coding region runs from base 1 to 1503 and encodes 500 amino acids. The record is from RefSeq and is a predicted model, not a curated record. Gene Ontology annotation, molecular function: structural molecule activity. The transcript is spliced from 11 exons.
AUGCAGUCUCUGUGUGGUCGCAGGGCUAACUGUUAUCCGACCCACCCACUGGGCCAAACUGGGGAAAGCGGAGUGUGGGACAGCCAGGAGCUGCAGGUCCAUGUGGCAGUGGGUGACUCGUGCUGGGUGGAGCUAUGUAGGAAGCAUGGGAGCCCGGAGGUCCCUGGACCGGGAAUUGCGGGCUGCCUUGGGCAGGGGGAGGGAGUGGCCACGGGAAGGAACAGCAGCAGCAGCGGGAAGAACUCCACGGCCAGCAAUCUCAAACCAAUCCGGGCAGAGCAGCGAUUGCAGGAGGAAGCAGCAGUGGCGUCGACUAAGCCAGCAGUGCAGUGUAUGGACCUGAGGGCCUCCAGCCCACAGGCCAAUGUGGCCAGUGGCAGCGGCGGCGGUGGUGGCUGCAGUGGCGAACGGAGCUGUGCUCCAAGUGACCAGAGCAGUGGCACCUCCUCUCCUCUUUGUGACAGUGGCUUACAUCUCAACUACCACCCCAACAAUACAGACACGUUGUCAUGUUCUUCGUGGCCAACAUCUCCAGGCUUGAGAUGGGAGAAGCGAUGGUGCGACCUCAGACUGAUCCCUCUGCUUCAUUCGCGUUUCUCUCAGUAUGUGCCUGGGACAGAUUUGAGUCGGCAGAAUGCCUUUCAAGUCAUUGCUGUGGACGGAGUCUGCAGUGGGAUUAUUCAGUGCCUCUCUGGUGAAGACUGCAUGGACUGGCUACAAGCAAUAGCAACUAAUAUUUCAAAUCUCACAAAGCACAAUAUUAAAAAAAUCAACAGGAACUUUCCUGUAAACCAGCAGAUUGUCUACAUGGGCUGGUGUGAAAUACGGGAGCAAGACUCCCUUCAAGAUCGAGCAUACACCCCAGCAUUUCUAGCUCUCAGGGGCUCAUGUCUUUACAAGUUUCUGGCACCUCCAGUGACCACCUGGGACUGGACCCGAGCAGAGAAAACAUUCUCAGUCUAUGAGAUUAUGUGCAAAAUUCUUAAGGACAGUGACCUGCUGGACCGGCGGAAACAUUGCUUCACCGUGCAGUCCGAAUUGGGGGAGGACCUCUACUUCUCGGUGGAGCUGGACUGUGACCUCGCCCAGUGGGAAAGAGCUUUCCAAACAGCAACCUUUCUAGAAGUAGAACGGAUACAGUGUAAGACCUAUGCAUGUGUGCUAGAAAGUCAUCUGAUGGGACUCACGAUUGACUUCAGCACAGGAUUUAUCUGCUUUGAUGCUGCGACAAAGGCUGUACUUUGGAGGUAUAAAUUUUCUCAGCUUAAAGGUUCUUCAGAUGACGGCAAGAGCAAAAUCAAAUUUUUGUUUCAGAAUCCAGAUACUAAACAGAUUGAAGCAAAGGAGCUGGAAUUUUCAAAUUUAUUUGCUGUUCUUCAUUGCAUUCACUCUUUCUUUGCUGCCAAAGUAGCUUGUUUAGACCCUCUGUUUUUAGGUAAUCAGGCUACUGCUUCUGCUGCCUCCAGCUCUGCCACCACAAGUAAAGCAAAGUACACGACUUGACAUACUGAGCUCUGCAAAGACAUGCACCAUGACUGUAUACACAAAAUAGAUAUAUUCAUCUUUUUAGACCCGGCAGAAACCAUAUUAUCACCACGUCAAUAGUGGAGUUCAAUUGAAAUUUCAGCAGGAAAAAGAAAAAAGGUCACGUGGAAUCUCAAAAACACUUCUAGAAGGCAUCAGUGACUCAUCCUAAAUGAACAGAGCAGGUUGUUCUUACUCUGUUGCUUUGUCCUGGUAUGUAAACUGCUUUCGCCAAAAGUGGAGACAAAAGAAUGAUUGAAGAAGUAUGUACAUAAUAUAAAAAUUGUAAGCUAUCUAUAAAUAAAAAUAUCUAUUAAAUGUUUA